UAGGCAUGAUGACUGAUUUUGAAAAACAAUCCUAAAAUGUUCGGAAGAGUCUACUAUUUACGAAAAAUAUAAUAUUUCGGUAUAUAAUAAAGGUUUAUGUUGGAAAAAAUACAUUUUAAAUUUAAAUUCUCUGAUUCCCGCUAAAACGCUAGUCUGUUUAAUGGCGGCUGCUUGUGACGUUGCUGGUUCGUAAAGACAAUAACAGCUGAUUUAUUGCUCUUGUUAGUUGUAUGACUUUAAGUUUGUUUACGUUUGAAUUUUUAAUUUUUUCAUUACAAUGAUGAAUCCAUAUGUAUAUCGUUGGUGUGCGGUUCCUCAAUGUACUAAUACAUCUAUAAAAACUCCAAAAAAGCUUUUUAUUCAAGUUCCAAGGAAGGAAAAUAUAAGAAAUACGUGGUUAAAACUUGCAAGGCGAGAUUCAGCAAAUAUAGCUCCUAGCUCCGUUCUAUAUUUCUGCGAAGACCAUUUUGAUUUACCAAAUGAUAUGGAAAACUAUAUAAAGUAUUGUGUGAUGGGUGCAGCUGCACGAGUUCGUAUGAAACCAGGAUGCAUUCCUAAGAAGUAUGAGUGUCAACCAGAUAGAAGAAAACGUACUUCCAACAUAACUGAACGAUCGUACGUUAUUAAAAAACAACGAAGGAUGCUAAUUCAAGAGUGUGAAAAGGAUUUGACUCAGGCUACAUCUACACAACAGUUAGAAACCAUUGACAUUUCAUCGGAAAGUUCAGUUUUGCACACAAUCGAAGAUGAAGUGCCAACAACCUAUCCGGAAUCAGCUGACAAAUCUGUACAAGUGAUUAUGAGACGCAAAUUUAGAAGCAAAGCUGUCCAGACAGAGGUUAUGUCCAUAAACCAGUUUACAUCACCAAUAAAACCUGAGCACAAAUCUGUUUCUACAUCCCCAUUUAAAAUUGUUCAUUGUCCAACCCAUACUAUUAAACCAGGAAUAUCAAACUUAUAUAAAACAUCAAAAUUUACUAUAGAAGAACAAUCUGACAUUAGGGAUUCGUUAUAUACACCAACUCAAGAAGAAAUAUCUCCUUCCAUGCAGUUUCUUCCAAUACAGUCUUCAGAUUGCAGUGAAGUUAUUGAAGAAGAAAAAAAAGAAGAGGCUUCAAAUAUCAUAAAAUACACUGUGAUGAAAAUUAUGAAAAAUCCACGAUCUUACAUGGGUCUCCCCAAAAACUGUUUAUAUUUGAUCGAGUUAAUUGCUACAGACACACAAAUUCCGGUUAAUCAUGUACUGCUUUGCUUAAAAAAAAUUAGAUUAAAUAGUCCAUUCAGAGAAUUAGCUGAUGAUUUUUCUAUUUCAACCACCUAUGCAAGCAAAGUAUUUUUUAAAAGUAUUCCGAUGAUAAAUAGCGUAAUGAGGCCAUUCAUUGUUAAGUUGGACAGUGUAUUAACAAAGCGUACUCUGCCUAUGGCCUUUAGACAUAAAUUUCAUAAAACUAGUUGUAUAAUAGAUUGCUUAGAAAUUGAAAUUCAAAAGCCUUCUAAAGCAGUUAAUCAAGCAUUAUCAUGGUCAGAUUAUAAAAAAGCCAACACCAUUAAAUAUUUAGUGUCUUGUACACCAAAUGGACUGGUAAAUUAUGUAUCACCAGGCUAUGGAGGUAGAGUAACUGAUACAUGCUUGGUGGAGUCAUGUGAUUUUAUAAAACAUUUAGAACCUGGCAUGUCUGUUAUGGCGGAUAGAGGAUUCAAACAUGUAGAGCAAUAUCUAUAUCAACACAAGGUGCAACUUGUAAGACCUCCAAGUGUUGUAACUGGUAAGAAACUAUCCAAAAGUGAGGUGAAAGAAACCAAGCAGAUUGCUAGUUUAAGGAUACAUGUUGAAAGGGUGAUUAGACGCUUACGAGAGUUUCAUAUGUUAAAGCCUCAUGCAUGUCUUAAUCCAAAUUUUGUGAAAAUCCUUGAUGAGAUUAUCCAAAUUGCAUGUGCUUUGAUAAAUUUACAGGAUUCCUUAAUUAAAUAAAAGUACAAUUAUUAUUA
This is a messenger RNA of Bicyclus anynana (squinting bush brown), 1989 nucleotides long. RefSeq lists its product as uncharacterized. The record is from RefSeq and is a predicted model, not a curated record. Lineage: Eukaryota; Metazoa; Arthropoda; Insecta; Lepidoptera; Nymphalidae. Bases 278 to 1972 code for a protein of 564 amino acids. The transcript is spliced from 3 exons.